AUGGCAAUGGACGCAGCCCAUCAUGCGUUGAUCGAUCCUCUGAUCGAACCAGACCCAAGCGACGAGACUGGCCUCAACAGCCACUUCCGCUCCACAUAUGCUCCCGCAGCACCCAUCACACCACCCGGAUCCGCUGGAGACGCCAAAGGCCACCCAACCGUCAGUGUCCACAACACCGGCAGUUCCGUCGAGACCAACCCAUUCCGCCGCUCCCGGGCUUCAUCCGAGGCAAAGGGCGCCUCGGCAUCAGUAUCGCAGGUUGGGCAAACUACACCGCAGAGUAGGAGGUAUGAUUACCCAUCCCCUCCUGCCUCUGCAAGCCCCAGACGUGCCCAUUUCUCCGACAACCACCGCGCGGAAAUCUUCGGACCCAUGAACGGAAGCCGGCCACGACGAUCCAGCGAAAAUGCCCCUGCAUCCAUGAAGAAGAGCGGAGUUACGCGCGACCGCUCAGGCUCAUUGAGAGAGCGCUAUCCUGGUGACAAGUCACACAGGCCUCUUGACCAAUUGCGUCAUGAUGAGAAAGUUGCUCACCGUGCUCCCCAUCUUAGGAAAAAGAACUUCCAAGGCGCCGACGUCAUCGAUCGUCUCGACAAGGCACCUUUCGGUCGGUACCACCACGAGGGCCCGUACGACGCUGCUAGUCUCGCUCGCAACCGCGUCGAGAAAUACAGUCCCCUCGCGGCGGUCAAGGACUCGAACGAGGAGGCUUUGAGGGCUACUCCACGGGAGAACAUUGUCGACUCUGUACAGAGGCAUCGUCCCUUGGAGGGAGUCGCCAUCGUACCACCUGGCAUGGCUGAUCGUUUCGGAAGAGUACUCAAUUAUGAAGAGGGUGCUGACCUGAUGCGAGAGCCUGGAGCUGACUACCGUCGCUGGCCUGGUGUUGAAUACCACCCAGACGAUCUCAAGGGCAAGGGCGAACCUUCCUACUCCAUCGAGAAGGCCCUGAAGGACCACAAGCGCUUCGGCGACAGCGGCACAGAGAUGACCACCCGCAGCUCUCGCACUCGCAGCGUUGGCCAUGCCGAAGCACCCGGCAUCGUCCCUUCCGUCGCUACCGACGCUGAAGCCUCUGGCAUCGGCCGCAGCAACACCACUGGCAGGAGCGUCGGCGGCGCAAUCAAGAGGCGUCUCGGUAGCAUCCGUCGCCGCAAGCAGGAAGCUGAGAUCUAG
Molecule: messenger RNA, 1176 nt
Organism: Alternaria ethzedia
Lineage: Eukaryota; Fungi; Ascomycota; Dothideomycetes; Pleosporales; Pleosporaceae
Exons: 3
Coding region: 1-1176 (391 amino acids)
Cellular component (GO): cytoplasm
Source: RefSeq, a predicted model, not a curated record